AUGGCUGGCCUAUCCGAGGCAUCUCAAGGGUCUGAAGACGCCAAUUUCGACAUUUUUGAAUGGUAUCCACGGUACCAAAGUUGUCAGAGAUAUUUCGUCGACUAUGCGCAACAUAGCGUUCCAGUCCAGGCACUUUCGGCCUUUCUCAAUAUCCAGCUUCCGUUUCAAAAGCAGCCAUACCCAGUCUUCAAUUCGAGCACACCAGCUCCGGGAACAGGUCCCUCGCUUUCGAACCAGACGCCUCAUGCAGUGUCAUCAGUCUCUUUGAUCCCUUAUAUCAGACGUCUCGUCGCCACUGGAAUGGACUUUCCUGGAGUACUACAUGGAUUCUUUGGAGACGACUGGACCGCCGGUGUGGGACCCUUACACGAGCACGAACGUCGAAAUUAUCUCUUUGCCGCUAAGAGCGGUGGAUGGGCUGCAGUGAAGAAGGAUUACGAUAUGGGACCGUCAGAGACAGUGCCUUUCCUACGGCCACUACAAGGGCCCAUUGACUCCGAACUUGAGGCUGCUGAGCGAAGUUGGAGCGAAUGGUUGGCGAUGGAGGAUUGGAUGGUUGGACCUCGGUUCCCUGAUACGCUGCAUGAUUCUUCGUCAUUUCAUUCGAGAAAUCGAGGGUCAAGAUAA
Messenger RNA from Talaromyces amestolkiae, 627 nucleotides. RefSeq lists its product as uncharacterized. NCBI's taxonomy places the organism in Eukaryota, Fungi, Ascomycota, Eurotiomycetes, Eurotiales, Trichocomaceae. The coding region runs from base 1 to 627 and encodes 208 amino acids. The record is from RefSeq and is a predicted model, not a curated record. The transcript has a single exon.